AUGCAAUCUCUCGUUACACUAUUUCAUACAGUAUGGCUUCUCGACUAUGACACCGAGAAUAUCUAUCUAUCUAUCUAUCUAUCUAUCUAUCUAUCUAUCUAUCAGAUAUAUGUCUCAUGUGCGUAUAGACAAAUCGUCUAUCGGAAUGGAGAAUUGAACCAGCUAAUUGAACUCGAGUUUCAAGUGCGGUGGCUUCUUCCCAUUAAUAUUCGACGGACUUACGCACUUACCUUCCAAGGCGCAUUACGGGCGUCCGGCUACCGCGAACGAAGGCCGGCCAACAACUUCGACAAAGUUAGGCACUUAUCUUCUAAGGCGGGCGACGCGCGUCCGGCGACGCUUUUCUUUCUUUCUUUCUUUCUUUCUUUCUUUCUUUCUUUCUUUCUCCGUUUUUCAUUUAUCCCCUUUAUGCUGCACUCCAACUAUUUACUUUUCCUCUCGACUCACACCUCAUUCUUUUUCUUUCUUUUUAUCUCUUUCCCCUCUUCCUCUCCCCUUGAUGGACAAGUGUCACGUGUCCCGGAAGUGAAGCCUAACACUAAGACGGGCACUGAACAUCGCACGACGUCAUCGGCGCAGACCAACACUUAUCAAAAGUCUCUUUCUUUUUCUUUCUUUCUUUCUUUCUUUCUUUCUUUCUUUCUUUCUUUCUUUCUAAAAUUUGUGACAUUUUCAGCAAUUCUUUCUUAUAACUCUAGUGUUCUAUUUAAUUUACAUUUUAAACUAUUUCACAACCUAUCUAUCUAUCUAUCUAUCUAUCUAUCUAUCUAUCUAUCUAUCUAUCUAUCUAUCUUAGUCAUUUCAUUCUUAGUGUUUUGCUUCACUUGUUUCUUUUUUGUAUAA
Molecule: messenger RNA, 843 nt
Organism: Acanthosepion pharaonis
Lineage: Eukaryota; Metazoa; Mollusca; Cephalopoda; Sepiida; Sepiidae
Source: the annotation of a GenBank genome assembly